UAGUGAGGAUACAGAAACGUUCACAUGGUUAUUUCAGACUUGGUUGACUUGUAUGGAUGGUAAAGCUCCCAAGGCUAUUAUCACAGAUCAAGAUCGAGCCAUGAAAAAUGCUAUUAGUCUCGUCUUUCCAAACGCCCGACACAGAUUUUGCUUAUGGCACAUAUUGAAGAAAUUGCCAGAGAAGCUAGGUUCACAUGGUGCAUACAAAACUGGUUUGAAAAGCCAGUUGCAAAACUGUGUGUAUGACUCUCACACGAUAGAGGAGUUUGAGGGCUCUUGGCAAGUGUUGAUUACGAAGUAUAACUUGCAGGAGAAUGCGUGGUUGAAGAGUUUAUACGCUGAGCGUACGUAUUGGGCACCAGUGUUCAUGAAAGAAGUUUUUUGGGCUGGAAUGAGUACAACCCAACGAAGCGAAAGCAUGAAUGCAUUUUUUGACGGGUAUGUUCAUGCUAAGACAAACUUAAAAGAGUUUGUCGAUCAGUUUGAUAAUGCAUUGAGGAAGAAGAUUGAGACUGAAAGUGAGGCAGACUUCCAGUCAUUCAACGUCACAAUUCCCGUUGUCUCUCCCUCUCCACUUGAGAAGAUUUUUCAAGAGAUAUACACUUGCAAUAAAUUUAGAGAAGUUCAGAAAGAAGUUAUAGGAAUGCUUGCAACUCUUCCAGCUCUACACCAGAAGGAUGGUGUAAUUGCAACGUACCAUGUAGAAUGUGAAGUGAAUGCCGAUGAAUUCAUGAAGGAGGUGACUCACACAGUGUACUUUAAUGAGGCCGAAUGUGAAGUGAAGUGUUAAUGUGCCUUGUUUGAGAUGAGAGGGAUAUUGUGUAGACAUGUAUUAGGCAUUAUGAGAGUUAACAAAGUCCGUUCGGUUCCUGAAAAGUACAUACUAGAUCGAUGGAGGAAAGACAUAAAAAGGACAUACACUCUUAUACCUUCUUCUUAUGACUUAGUUGAUCAGAGGCCUGAAGUUAGCAGAUAUUCACGUAUCAUCAGGAAAUGUUACGAAGUAGCCACAAAUGCAUCGUCAUGUGAUGAGCACACUGAGGAUAUGCUAGCUAAACUAGAUGCAAUGAACUUAGGCUACCGCACCAACUUGCCGCCCUCGAAGGUUGUAGUGAUUCAUGCCGACUUAACCACAGAAGCGAGUUCUAAGAAAGUGCUGAGUCCUCAUGUAGUCAGAGGAAAAGGUAGACCUCCAUCUCUUAGAAAGAAAUCAAUGAUUGAGAAAGUGAAACCCACGACGAAGAAGGCUAGUCGUGGAGGAAAGCGUAAACAGCCACAUGGAAUAGAAGGCGAAGUUGUUGGAACGUGCAGGAAUUUAUUUGGCCAAACAGUUGUUGGAACACAACAAACUGUCCCAGUUGAGCCAAUACAAAACACUACCGAAGUGUUAAAUGUUAGUGCCACCGAGUUUGGCUUUGCAGUGAAUGAGACUCAAGAAAGUAUCUUGCUUGGGAUGGAUGGAACCCAACCGGGUAGCUUGCGUGAGACACAACCGUCACAAUGAGCCACUUUAUGGGGAAGAGUACUGUACAGCAGAACGAAGGGGAGUCAACCCAAAUCUGACCACCAUAUAAUGAUGUAUUGCAACAUUAGUUUUGAAGGAUAAGGGCUAAGCUACGCAGAUGGUGAUGGUGUAUUUUUUUUUAUGGGUUGUGUAUAAUUACAUUAGUGGAGGUGUUGUAAUUAUUUUUUGCUGGUUGGAAGUACGCAUGUAAUGAUUUUUUGAUGGGUAGUGUAUAGCAACAUUAGUGAAGUUGUUGUAAUUAUUACUUGAUGUUGGAAGUAGGCAUGUUAUGAUUUUUCAUUUGGGUAGUGUAUAGCAACAUUAGUGAAGUUGUUGUAAGCCUCUCUUGAUGUUGGAAGUAGGCAUGUAAUGAUUUUUUGAUGGGUUGUGUAUAGCAACAUUAGUGACGUUGUUGUAAUUACUACUUGAUGUUGGAAGUAGGCAUGUAAUGAUUUUUUGA
Messenger RNA from Carya illinoinensis, 1964 nucleotides. RefSeq lists its product as uncharacterized. NCBI's taxonomy places the organism in Eukaryota, Viridiplantae, Streptophyta, Magnoliopsida, Fagales, Juglandaceae. Bases 806 to 1504 code for a protein of 232 amino acids. The record is from RefSeq and is a predicted model, not a curated record. The transcript is spliced from 5 exons.